Messenger RNA from Acanthosepion pharaonis, 1215 nucleotides. The record is from the annotation of a GenBank genome assembly. NCBI's taxonomy places the organism in Eukaryota, Metazoa, Mollusca, Cephalopoda, Sepiida, Sepiidae.
AUGACUUAUUUUUAUCUUUAUUUGCCACCCCUAUCUAUGAUUUUUCUUUGUCUUCACUGCCAACUCUGUGUCUCUCUCAUUUUGUUUUCAUGGGCAAACAUGUCUCCGCUUUUGUUUUCAUUGCCAACACCCCCAUCAUCUUAUUCAUCUCUUUGUCUUCAUGGCCACCUCCCUUGUCUCACGUUUUUGUCUUUAUGGCCACCUUCCUCGUCUCAUGUUUGUGUCUUCAUGGCCACCACCCUCGUCUCACGUUUUUGUCUUCAUGGCCACCACCCUCGUCUCACGUUUUUGUCUUCAUGGCCACCUCCCUUAUCUCAUGUUUUUGUCAUCAUGGUCACUUUUCUUGUUUCACGAUUUUGUCUUCAUGGCCACCUCUCUCAUCUCACGUUUUUGUCUUCAUGGCCACCUCCCUUGUCUCACGUUUUUGUCUUCAUGGCCACCUCUCUCAUCUCACGUUUUUGUCUUCAUGGCCACCUCCUUUGUCUCACGUUUUUGUCUUCAUGGCCACCUCCUUUGUCUCACGUUUUUGUCUUCAUGGCCACCACCCUCGUCUCACGUUUUUUGUCUUCAUGGCCACCUCCCUUAUCUCAUGUUUUUGUCAUCAUGGUCACUUUUUUCUUGUUUCACGAUUUUGUCUUCAUGGCCACCUCUCUCAUCUCACGUUUUUGUCUUCAUGGCCACCUCUCUCAUCUCACGUUUUUGUCUUCAUGGCCACCUCCUUUGUCUCACGUUUUUGUCUUCAUGGCCACCUCCUUUGUCUCACGUUUUUGUCUUCAUGGCCACCUCUCUCAUCUCACGUUUUUGUCUUCAUGGCCACCUCUCUCAUCUCACGUUUUUGUCUUCAUGGCCACCUCCUUUGUCUCACGUUUUUGUCUUCAUGGCCACCUCCUUUGUCUCACUAUAUCUGUCUGUCUGUAUCCAUCUCUGUCUGUACCUACCUAUCUAUCUAUCUCUAUCUCUCUAUUUGUCUGGCUGUGUCUGUAUCUAUUUAUGCAUCUGUGUCUGUAUCUAUUUAUGUGUCUGUCUGUAUCUAUCUAUGCCUGCCUGUCUCUAUCUGUCUGUCAGUCUCUAUCUAUCUGUCUCUAUCUAUCUAUCUAUCUAUCUUUGUCUGUCUCUAUCUAUCUAUCUUUGUCUGUCUCUAUCUAUCUAUCUAUCUAUCUAUCUAUCUUUGUCUGUCUCUACCUAUCUAUUUAUCUUUGUCUGUCUCUAUCUUAA